This is a messenger RNA of Penicillium atrosanguineum, 2508 nucleotides long. Its product is annotated as DUF3824 domain-containing protein. NCBI's taxonomy places the organism in Eukaryota, Fungi, Ascomycota, Eurotiomycetes, Eurotiales, Aspergillaceae. The record is from RefSeq and is a predicted model, not a curated record. The coding region runs from base 1 to 2508 and encodes 835 amino acids. The transcript is spliced from 3 exons.
AUGUCGUACAUUUACCGAGAGAGAGAGCGCGAGGACUUUGACCGCCCGGUCACCAUCAAGCGGUACGUUGUACCAUCCGAGGACCGUGAGGACCGCCGCGAGUUCUCAAUGAGUCGAGACGACUUUGCUGGCGACCGCGAGCUCGUCAUUCGUCGGAAGACGGAGCGCGAGGAACCCAUGACCAUUUCUCGCUACGAGCGUGAUAUCGAGUACGAGCCGCGCCGCUACGAGCGGGACUAUUACGAACGUGAGUACAUACAACCCUACAACAAUUACCAUCGCGCGAGAUCCGCAGACCAUUUGCAUCCCGGGUGGAACCUGGCCCCAACACACAUCAUUCGAGAAAAGACAAUAAUAACGAGACCAGCCCGAGAAGCCGAGUAUGACGUUGUCCGCCGCUCCGAGACCGAUGAGGACCCUUACUAUUAUCACAGUCGCCGCCGUGUCCGCGAGUACGAUGAUCGCCGCUCGCGCCGUGAACUGAGCCCGGGUGAUUCCAUCUCCCAGGCUAGCCGUCGUCAUGGAGAUCGUGAUGAUUACAGCAGUGACGACAGUAUGGUCUACAUCCGCAAAGAGACCACCCGUGAUUAUGAUGACGACCACCCUCACCACAAACGCCACCUCGCAGAAGGCGCCCUGGUAGCUGUUGGUGCUGCUGAACUGAUGCGCAGCCGCAGUAAGCGUGAGGGCAAAGAUGUGAGCCACGGCCUCGGCCGUGCUGCAAAAACCGCCGGUGCUGGUGCCCUAGGUGCUGUGGCUGUCAAUGCUGCUGGUCACGUUCGCGAUUACUACCGCAGCAAAAGCCGAAGCCGUCAUCGCGCACACUCCUUCGACGAUGAACGUUCCCGUCACAGCCAUCACAGCCACCGGAGCCGCGGCCGUCACAGCAGUCGUAGCCGCAGCCGCUCCCACUCUCACAGCCGUGCGAAGACCCUUCUGGAGCUUGGCCUUGGAGCCGCUGCAGUGGCUGCUGGUGUGGCCGCUAUACGUAACAACAAAAACAAAAAUGAGCGCAAGAGCCGCUCUCGUACCCGUUCCCGCUCUCGCGGCCGGGCCUUGAGCACUGCUCGCUCAGAGACCGAUGAUGCUCGCAGUCAGUCCAAACGCCGUCAGCACAUCGCCGGUGCUGGUCUGGCUGGUGCGGCCGCGGCCGGGUUGAUUGAGCAUGCUCGAUCUCGUUCCAAAUCUCGCAAGGGUGAGCGUCCUCGUUCUCAGAGCCGGAUCCGCAAGGCCCUUCCUAUCCUGGCCGCUGGUCUAGGUACUGCUGGUAUCACUGGACUUUACGAGAAGAACAAAGCCGAGAAAGAUGGCAAAGAGCCCGUGAGCCGUGAACAUCGCCGGUCCAGAUCUCGCAGCCGUGCCCGUGGCUCCGAGAUGUACCCCGAUCCCGCUCGUGACUCGGCUGGUUUGAUCGAGUACGGCAACGAUCCUGUCGCAGGAAGCAUCCCCGCUGAGCACUACUACGGCCAGCCACCCGCCCUCCAAAGCGGUGCAUACUACUCGGACGGAGGUCACAGCCGGCGUCACAGUCGCAGCCGCAGUCGCAGCCGCGCUCCUCGCUACAGCAGCUCUUCUGGCUCAGACCGGGAGCGUCGCCGCAGCAGAAAGCACCGCAGCCGUUCUCGCAGCAUCGCCGAGGGCGUUCUUGGUGCCACUGGCUUGGGAUAUGCCGCACACAAGUACAAGCAGAGCCGGGAUCGCAAGGACGAGCGUUCACGCUCACGUUCUCGCUCAAGGACCCGAUAUGACCAUAGUGUUCCCCGCGACCCGUACGAGGAAUCUUACGACCCUGAGCCUUACCCCGUCUCUCCCCAUGCUGUUCCACACCAACCGCCCCUGGACCCGAACUACUACCCCCACGGCCAAUACUUCCCUCCCCCACCUGACUCGACCACAAACUUGAACGCCACUCCUCAACCCUACAACCCAGGAGACUACCCUCCCCCACCAGGCGCUGCCCCUCCGGCUGAACCCUACAGCUACGGUGCCGCUGGACCCGGACCAGGACCCGGACCCGGACCAGAGCACUAUGCCCCACGGCCCCGGCGAGCAGACGAGAAUGUUAGUACUCCCACUGAUAAGUACCACACGCGCUCCGGUCUAAUCAACCCCCGCCCUUCCGUUCCGCGCUCCGGCAGUCAACCCCCACCCCCCAAGUCAGUAACUUUCAACCUGACCCCGGAGGCAGAGGGAGAUGAAGACGCCGGGUACAACUCUGACGACAGUGACUCGACCAUCCGGUCACGUUCUCGUCCUCAUUAUUCCCGUCGUCGGUCGUCAUCUGUCCCGUAUCCACCAAUGGCUCCGCCUCAGUCUCGUGAAUAUCGCCACCACCACUCCCAACAAAAACAGUCUGGUCAUCGCCAGCCUUCGGAAUCGGAAUCAGAUUCAACUAUUGAUCUGCCUGAUCGAUUUGACUCUUAUGGCCGUCUUCUCAAAGAGAAGGAGGACCCGGCUCUUGAGAAAAUCGAAGAUCUGAUAAACAAGUUCACGCGAGUCUUGUUCUGA